AUGAAAGUCAUUACUGCCAAUUUCGUGACUUGCGCUGUUAAGGAAUGCAAAACUUCACCGACAUCGUUUCCACUACAUUUCAGUGAGGCCGAACUGGAGAUGCAGGAUUUGGAUUUCCAGCCCGAGUUUGUUCGCAAUGUCGUACCCCGCAUCGACUGGGAAGCUCUUCGGGUAACUGCGAAUGAGCUUGGAUUUCCUAGCCUUCCAGACUCAAAACCGGAGGGGGAAGCACUGGAAAAUGAACAGACUUUAAAGGAUCUACAUCGGCUAUUGCUGGAGACCCAAGUCAUGGAAGGCAAGUUGAUCUGUGGAAAUUGCGGGCAUCAAUAUGUUAUCAAGGAAGGAAUUGCCAACUUUCUGCUCCCAAGCCACCUGGUUUGA
Messenger RNA from Penicillium taxi, 381 nucleotides. RefSeq names its product RNA methylation protein TRM112. The coding region runs from base 1 to 381 and encodes 126 amino acids. The record is from RefSeq and is a predicted model, not a curated record. Gene Ontology annotation, biological process: tRNA methylation; rRNA (guanine-N7)-methylation; peptidyl-glutamine methylation. NCBI's taxonomy places the organism in Eukaryota, Fungi, Ascomycota, Eurotiomycetes, Eurotiales, Aspergillaceae. Gene Ontology annotation, molecular function: protein heterodimerization activity. The transcript is spliced from 3 exons.